Eublepharis macularius is the source of this 1134-nucleotide messenger RNA. Its product is annotated as actin, aortic smooth muscle. Gene Ontology annotation, biological process: vascular associated smooth muscle contraction. Gene Ontology annotation, cellular component: cytoplasm. NCBI's taxonomy places the organism in Eukaryota, Metazoa, Chordata, Lepidosauria, Squamata, Eublepharidae. The record is from RefSeq and is a predicted model, not a curated record. The transcript has 8 exons. The coding region runs from base 1 to 1134 and encodes 377 amino acids.
AUGUGUGAUGAGGAUGAAACCACAGCUCUUGUCUGUGAUAAUGGUUCUGGGCUCUGUAAAGCAGGAUUUGCAGGAGACGAUGCUCCACGGGCUGUAUUUCCAUCCAUUGUUGGACGACCUCGGCACCAGGGUGUUAUGGUAGGGAUGGGCCAAAAAGAUAGCUACGUUGGGGAUGAAGCUCAGAGUAAAAGAGGGAUCCUCACCCUGAAGUAUCCCAUAGAGCAUGGGAUAAUCACAAACUGGGAUGACAUGGAAAAGAUUUGGCAUCAUUCUUUCUAUAAUGAACUUCGUGUUGCCCCAGAAGAGCAUCCUGUGCUUCUGACUGAAGCUCCUUUAAACCCCAAGGCUAAUCGAGAAAAAAUGACUCAGAUCAUGUUUGAAACAUUUAAUGUUCCAGCAAUGUAUGUAGCCAUUCAGGCAGUUCUCUCUCUGUAUGCAUCUGGCCGAACUACUGGAAUAGUUCUGGAUUCUGGGGAUGGUGUCACACAUAAUGUACCCAUCUAUGAAGGUUAUGCCUUGCCUCAUGCUAUCAUGAGACUCGACCUGGCUGGCAGAGAUCUUACUGACUAUCUUAUGAAAAUACUGACAGAAAGAGGAUAUUCUUUUGUUACUACUGCGGAGCGUGAAAUUGUGCGAGACAUAAAGGAGAAACUCUGCUAUGUGGCUCUGGACUUUGAGAAUGAAAUGGCUACUGCUGCUUCCUCCUCCUCUCUGGAGAAGAGCUAUGAACUUCCUGAUGGUCAAGUCAUCACUAUUGGCAAUGAACGUUUUCGAUGCCCUGAAACUCUCUUCCAGCCAUCAUUCAUAGGGAUGGAGUCUGCUGGUGUCCAUGAAACAACUUACAAUAGCAUCAUGAAAUGUGAUAUUGACAUCCGUAAAGAUCUUUAUGCCAAUAAUGUGUUAUCGGGUGGAACUACCAUGUACCCUGGCAUUGGUGAUCGAAUGCAGAAGGAGAUUACAGCUUUAGCUCCAAGUACUAUGAAGAUUAAGAUGAUUGCACCACCGGAACGAAAAUAUUCUGUCUGGAUAGGGGGUUCCAUAUUGGCUUCUCUGUCAACCUUCCAGCAAAUGUGGAUCAGCAAAGAUGAAUAUGAGGAAGCUGGUCCUUCUAUUGUCCAUCGCAAGUGCUUUUGA